UGGUCUUCGAUAUCGUUGCAAGGGAACAACACAUUGUCAACUGUUGUUCGUGAUGGCAACAACGGACUUAAACUGUAGUGAAUUUCACAACGACCAAAUUGCUACACUAAGUACUCACAGUUUACAGGAACUCCAACAUCCCGUUGUCAGCACCAAGGUGUUCAUCCAGAGGGACUACAGCUCAGGAACUCUUUGCAAGUUCCAGAACAAGUUCCCCGCGGAACUCGAAUCCAGGCUGGACAGGCAACAUUUCGAGGAGACCAUCCAGACUUUAAACAACCUGUAUGCUGAAGCAGAGAAGCUAGGGGGGAAAUCUUACCUAGAGGGCUGCCUGGCCUGCCUCACUGCCUACACCAUAUUCCUCUGUAUGGAGACCCAGUAUGAAAAGGUGUUAAGGAAGGUCGCCAGAUACAUUAAAGAGCAGAAUGAGAAGGUCUACAUUCCCAGGAGCCUCCUGCUGACUGACCCCAUUGAGAGAGGCCUCAGAGUCAUUGAAAUUACAGUUUUUGAAGACAGAGGGUUUGUCCCAACAAGUUAAGACCCCACAGACUGGUGACCGACGAAUCGUGUGUCCAAACAGACGCUCAGACGUCUGCUUCUCCUGAAUCAAUGUAUAUAACAAUUUCUUUGCUCUGUGUUUUUUUAUUUAUAUGCUGUAUAUUCCACUAACUGCCUCUCCUUUUCUUUGUACACGUGGGGACUCUUAUUGUACACAAGGUGAUCUAUAAUGCUGAUUAAGACAGGGCCUUUAAACUUGUGCCAUUUGUUUGACAUUAACAGCAGUUCCUCGAAUAUUUUUUUGCGUGUAAUAUGUCGAUGGCAAGAGUUGCUGUGAAUUCUGAGGCGUGAUGAUGUAAUUUGUCAUCAGGAAAUGAGUUAACGGGUUAAUUUUUAAAAUGUAGAUUUUGUCUAUCAUGAUUUGAUAUUUUUACAUUUUUAUAAGAAGACCAUUUAGAAGUGACUUGUAAGUUGUCUGAGUCUUUGUGAAUGUUUUUAUGAUCACCACAGAAUCACUCGACAUUCCACACAUGCUUUCUGUUGUAGGGGCGUGCUUUUCUUAUUAACCCACAUUUAUUCAAAUCUGGGAUUCCUUCAGUUCAGGAGUCAAAGAACUGGGUUCCUCCACCGAACCUACUCACAAAAUACAUCAUGCAUUUAUCGCCAUAAAAUUUUAUACACUGUACCUAAUCGUGGGAUCCACAUUAGAGGUUUGUUUGUGAAACCUUGAUUUCAGUUAAUGGCCUUUACUGUUAACCUUUUAGUCAAUUCAGCAUUUAUUGAAUGUUCCGUGAAUAAACAGUACAUGUACACGUAGAAUUU
Molecule: messenger RNA, 1320 nt
Organism: Hippocampus comes (tiger tail seahorse)
Lineage: Eukaryota; Metazoa; Chordata; Actinopteri; Syngnathiformes; Syngnathidae
Product: golgin subfamily A member 7-like
Exons: 6
Coding region: 53-538 (161 amino acids)
Biological process (GO): Golgi to plasma membrane protein transport; peptidyl-L-cysteine S-palmitoylation; protein targeting to membrane
Cellular component (GO): palmitoyltransferase complex; Golgi stack
Source: RefSeq, a predicted model, not a curated record